AUGCAGUGCUCGUGGAAAUCCAUGGUGCUGCUAGCAUUAGCCUCCAUAGCCAUCCAGUACACAGCCAUCCGCACCUUCUCCACCAAGCCCUUAAGCCUGCUGUGCUCUGUCGGCCUAGCACCCACGGGCCACUCUGUCAACUGCAGCCUCAAAGAUCUGACACGACUGGGACAGGAGACACUCGAGGGCUCGGACCGAGACUGUGAUGAGAUCCUCUCCCACACCCAGUCCCCUCCCCCCUUCUCCCUCCCCUCCUAUAAUGCCACCAAGAGAACCCACAUCCUCAUUCUUGCCACCACACGGAGCGGAUCCUCCUUUGUCGGACAGCUGUUCAACCAGCAUCCAGAGGUCUUCUAUCUGUUUGAGCCUCUGUACCACGUCCAGUUGGCGCUGCUUCCUCGGAUGGCGCAGAGUCGGAACCUGGCUGAGAGGAGGGUAAUGCUGGGAGCAGCCAGAGACCUGCUGAGGUCUCUGUAUCACUGUCACCUUAGUAGUCUUGAGAGUUACAUACGACCCCAUCCUGCGAACCACUCCACUGACAAGCUGUUCAGACGAGGAGCUAGCCGGUCUCUGUGCUCCCCUCCUGUAUGUGAGUCUCCUCUAGGCCCGGAGGAGCAGAGCCUGGUGCUGGCUGAUGAGGGGGAGUGUGUGAGGAGAUGUGGGCCGCUCAAUGUGUCACUGGCUGCUGAUGCCUGCAGAGCAAAGCACCACACAGCCAUCAAGACAGUCCGGAUUCCCCAAAUCAGCGACCUUAGAGCACUGAUUGAGGACCCAAGACUCAAUCUGAAGGUGGUCCAGCUUGUUCGAGAUCCACGUGGCAUCCUGGCAUCUCGUAUUGAGACAUUUCGGGAGACAUACCGGCUGUGGCGUCUGUGGAGAGCGACUGGACGUCAACCCCACAACCUGGACCUGGGACAGAUUAACACAGUGUGUGAGGACUUUCUCAGGUCCGUGUCCACGGGCCUGGCCAGACCUGCCUGGCUUAGAGGAAGGUACAUGCUGCUCAGGUAUGAAGACUUGGCCAGGUUUCCUCUCCAGAAGACAAGAGAGCUCUACAGUUUCCUUGGUCUAGUUCUGGACCACAGUGUGGAGGACUGGAUCAUCAACAACACCCGGGGCAGCAGUGAUCUGUCAUCCCGGCAAAAGUUCACCACAGUUCGGGACUCUGCUGCUAAUGCAGAGAACUGGAGGGUAAAGCUAUCUUUGGACAUGGUGGUUUACACCCAGACUGCCUGCCAACCACUUCUGGAGCUCCUUGGAUACAAGACAGUCUUCCACCCAAGAGAACUGAGGAACCUCUCACACUCUUUGGUGGAGGACAGGAGGUUCCUCCCUUUUUUUUAAACAACUGAUGACAUACUGUACAUACAUCCAGUUUGGGUUUAAUAAAGCAACAAGACAGGACAGUGCUGUAGUUUAUGGAGCAGAGAUUAUGUAUUCAAAGCUGUUUGGUUGAUCUGGAUAUCCUCACCGUGUCUAUGGUGGAGGAGGAGUUGUGUCCUUUCCAAUGAUAUCAAUGCUAACUGGGGACAUGGGGAGGUCAGGCAAACUUGUAUUUAUUUAUUCAUUUAUUUACCCCCUGAGCAAUCAACUACCUCAGUUCCAGCCCUUUUUCCACUUAAGUACCAUUUGACACAGUUAAUCCUGUUUAAACUACUGUAUGUAGACUUACUGAUGAGCCAAAACAUUAUGACCACUCACAGAUGAAGCGAAUUGCAUUGAUUAUUUCAUAACAAUGGCAGAUGUCAAGGUCUGGGAUAUACAGAACUAGAGGGUAAGUAAACAAUCGGUUCUUGUAGUUAACAUGUUGGAUGUGGGAGAAAUCGGCAGGUGUAAAGUCCUGGAGCAUCUACGAAUGGCAGGGCUGGUCAUAAUGUUUUGGCUCAUCAGUGUACUUUCUA
This is a messenger RNA of Xiphias gladius (swordfish), 1901 nucleotides long. Its product is annotated as carbohydrate sulfotransferase 1-like. The record is from RefSeq and is a predicted model, not a curated record. Bases 1 to 1344 code for a protein of 447 amino acids. The transcript has 5 exons. Gene Ontology annotation, molecular function: keratan sulfotransferase activity; N-acetylglucosamine 6-O-sulfotransferase activity. Lineage: Eukaryota; Metazoa; Chordata; Actinopteri; Istiophoriformes; Xiphiidae. Gene Ontology annotation, cellular component: Golgi membrane. Gene Ontology annotation, biological process: carbohydrate metabolic process; N-acetylglucosamine metabolic process; keratan sulfate proteoglycan metabolic process.